AUGGCUAAUGUUUUCCUACAGUUUUUAAUUGAUGUUGAAAACGGUGAUUUAGAUGCUGUUAAAAGAAAUAUACAAAAUGGUAUUGAUUUAGAAACACGUGAUGAGGAUCAACAAACAGCACUUAUUUUAGCUGCUCGAUGUAAUCAUUUCGAAAGUGUUAAAAUUCUCGUUGAAGCUAAUGCCGAUGUGAAUGCUGAGGAUGUAGAUCAUUGGACAGCAUUACUGAACGCAUGUCAAAAUGGUAAUUUAGAUAUUGUAUGUUUUCUUAUUGAGCACGGUGCACAUAUUGAACAUUGUGAUUGUGGUCAAUUUACUCCAUUGAUGUGGGCAUCCUAUCAAGGACAUACAAGAGUAGUUGAAUAUUUAUUAAGUUGUGGUACUAAUGUUGAUGCUCAAGAUGAACAUGGUAUAUCAAGUUUAAGUUGGGCAUCGGGACGAAACCAUAUUAAUAUUGUAGCAUUGCUACUUGCAGCUGGCGCUUCACCAAAUCUAUGUGACAAGAAUAAUACCAGCCCAUUAAUUUGGGCCAGUAGACGCGGUUAUACACGAGUAAUCGAUUUAUUACUAAAACAUAAUGCAAAUGUUAAUAAUAUUGGAAUGAAAAAUAUGACUGCUCUUUUAGCUUCUACAAAAGGUGGUCAUGCAGAAACAGCUCUUUGUCUUCUUCAGAAUUCAACAAUUGACAUCAAAAUACAAGAUAAAGAUGGACAAACACCACUAAGUCAUGCAUGUGGUCAAGGUCUCACUGAUGUUGUUGCUGAAUUGGUUGAACGACAUGCUUAUGUUAAUACAGUUGAUAAAAAUUUGGAUCCCGUUCUUUUUUCAGCUGUUAAAAGUGGAAGAGAAGAUUCCGUUGCUAUUUUACUGGAAAAACAUGCUCAUAUAAAUGUUGUUGGCGCAGAGAACAAGACAGCAAUAUGGUGGGCUGUAGAAUGCGGUCGACUGGAUGUAGUCAAAUAUUUACUUCAAUAUAGUCCUGAUGUUGAAAUACCAGGUGGUCAUGAUGAUGAUACACCACUCUUAUUGGCUACGAAACGAAAACGUGUUGGCAUUGUUUAUGAACUUAUAAAAUAUGGAGCUAAACUAUCAUCAGUCGAUCGAUUUGGUGAUAAUAGUUUGCAUAUCGCUCUGCGUAAUUGUAGCCGAGAUAUUGCUGAUAUUCUACUUUCUAAUCCAAGACAUUCAAAGUAUUUAUAUCGACCAAAUAAACGUGGUGAAACACCAUACAAAAUAGAUGCAAGCCUACAAAAGAGUAUUCUUACAACUAUCUUUGGACAAAGAACAUUAAAUUUGAACGAUGAUUCUAUUCUUGGCUAUGAUCUGUAUUCAUCAGCAUUAGCAGAAAUUUUGAGUGAACCAUCACUUCGAACUCCAAUUACUGUGGGUCUAUAUGCAAAAUGGGGUAGCGGAAAGUCGGCGUUACUAGCGCACCUUAAAGAUGAAAUGUAUAGCUUUGCUCAAUUAACUGACUUUCCCAGUAUAAAAUUUUCACCUUUGCUUCUCUCAGUUAUUUUCAUCACAGGAUCAAUUAUUGGUCUUGUUAUUGGAUUUUUAAUUCACUAUACUGUGGGAAUAUCUAUUGGUUGUCUAUUGAUCAUAUUUCCAUUGGUAUUUCUAUAUUGGAUUAAAUAUCUUCUUCGUAACAAAGACUAUGGACGGACAGCUAGUGUAGCACGAUUCAUAAAUAAGCGUUUGGAAAUUUUACGAUUUCUACUUCAAGUUCUAUUUAUUAAUCCUUAUGCACAUCAUCGCUUAAAAACGGAUGAUACAACUGAUUGUAAAAAAAUAAAAUUUAUUUUCACUGAAUACGGAAAAGUCUCAACUGUCGAAGGUGAAAAGGUUAGCGCAACUAUGAUUGCUGAACUUGCAACAAGCAUCGAAGAAACAUUUGGACUUGUGGCAACACGUCUUUGUCGUGCACUUCAUUCCAAAAAUUUAAGCCAUGAUCGAUUCAGAAAUCUAUGUUGCGUACCUGCCUUUAUUUUUGUGACUAUUCAAAUAUUAGUUGCUUUUGUUCUAAGCAUUUUAAUAUUUAUCAAAGGUAUUCCAUCGGUUCAUGGUUCGAUUAAUACUGUUUAUAUUCUCUUGGCAAGUAUAUUAGCUAUUUCGAUUGUAUUCAGUUUAGCUACAUGGCUUCGAAUAUUAAUGGCAUUGAUGAAGUCACCGCAAUCAAAAAUUAUGAAAUUGUUAGACCAAUCCUCACAUUUGAAUGAAAGUUCUCUUUAUCGACUUAAAAAAGAAGUUAACCGAUUGUCAUAUAUUAUUAAAACAGUUGAAGCUUUUUUAAAUAUUAACACUCGUCUUGUUGUUCUUAUUGAUGGUUUAGAUGUUUGUGAACAACAGCGUAUACUUCAAAUACUUGAUCAAGUACAUGUACUUUUGACGAAAGAAAACGAUCCAUUCAUUACAUUGAUUGUAUGUGAUCCACAUAAAAUGAUUCAGGACGCUAAAACAACAGCAGCAAUAAUAUCAUCAGCAGCAAAUCAACAUUCAAGUUUUGAAUCUGGUGUUAACGGGCAUGAAUAUUUACUAUCGAUUAUUCAACUGCCAAUCUACUUACAAUUAAAUUUAAGUAGAAUAAAACAAUUGAAAGACGACGGUAAUGACUUUCCAAAAAGAAGGCAAACGACACUUCCAAAUGGUACCUCAGUUCUUGAUGUAAGUACACAACCGUCAAUAGGCAAGAAACUUUCAAAAAAUAAACGACGUCGACAACGACGAGAUACAUUACCCAAUACUAAACCAGUAACAACAUCGGAGUUGACUCAUCAAUUACUUCAAUCUGAUUAUUUUCUUGAUAUAAAUCCACGAAUUCUUCAACGUCUGAUUAAUAUAAUUGCAAUGAGUGGUCGAUUGUUACGUGCUAAUCAAAUAUUAUUCAGUUGGACACGUCUUGGGUGUUGGUCAUAUUUAGUGGAACAAUGGCCAUACCGUAUUUCUUGGAUUGUUGUGCAUUAUGAAGAUUAUGAACAAGACUAUGCAGAAGAUACUCCACUCAAUACUCUCUAUAACAAAAUCAAGCAAUUUAUUCCCAUAUUGAAUAAUACUCUUUUAGAUCUUGAUCGUAAUCGACGUAAAUUCGAACUUUGUAUAGAAAACAGCGAACCUGUUUUAAAUGUUAUGGAUUUAAAACAAUUCCUUCCGUCCACAUGUAAUCUUGAUCCAUAUUUAAAUAGAUUCAUUCGAGAAUCUGUAGCAUAUUUUUACAUGAAUAAUUCAGAUGAAAAUGGUUUUACUCUGGACGAUUCAUCAAACUUUUUUUCACCUCGUGCUUCGACUUUUGCCACACCUAAUCCAUUUUUUCAACAAGCACCAACUCCAAGAAACCAAACAAAAAUUUAUCCAAAUUUUAAUCUUGACAAAUCAGAAUUUGCAGGAGCGCAAUGUCGUCCAAAUGCACUUAUUUCGAUGAGAAAACGAGAUGGUGACGAAGAUAAUAAUCAAAUUCAAGUAUCAUCAAUUUCAUCACGACCAGCAGCAUCCACUAAGCAACCAACCCUAUCAAACGAUGUCAACGUUGAUUUAUCACCAUCUCUCAGUCAGAUGACAAUUAAUGACAUUUGUGAUUGCUUGAAAAAUGACAUUGCUGGUAUGAAACCCAAAAUGAUUCCAACAUAUAUUCGAAAUAUAAAUGAAAAUAAUAUUAAUGGUCGAGUUCUACUAGCGUGUGAUUUCGAUGAACUUAAACAAACUGUUCCCAUGACAUUUGGUGAUUGGGUACUUUUUAGUACUUGGAUACGGAGAAAACGAGAAGAAGAACAAUGUUCUCGACUUCAUGUACAGCCACCGUUUGCAUCAACGACUAACAAUAAUAAUAAUAAUAAUAAUAAUAAUAAUAAUAAUAAUAAUGAUCAUCAACAACUAUUGAAUAGCGAUCCUUAUAAUGAAUAUCAGUUCUAUUCUGGUAACAGUGUCCUUAGUUCUGCUCUUGAUCAAUUAUUUUCUCACUCAACCCAGAAGAAUAUAAUGAAUUCUAGUGAUAGAGUACAUGCUGAAGAUAAUAGCAAUAAAAUAUCAAUUGUUGCAGCAUCCAAAAAUGUUACCUUUCUCAUUCCGUCAGUUCGAUCUGGUAUCACUCCAAAUGAUAGUGCAUUUGAUGUCAAUGAAUCAACAACACGAACCAUUACUCAUGUUAAAGAUAUAUUUCCAGCGAAUUCUUCAUUCCAAUCUCACACAAUAACAAGCAAUGAAAUAAAUACAGCGACACCUUCUUCGUCCUCAGAUUCCGUAACCAAUUCAUUACUACUUGAGAAAGACCAACAACAAGAAAUCGUUAGAAGUGCCAAUGAAGAAAUCCCUUUACUUAAGAGUGAUAAUUUGAAUGAUAAAUGA
Molecule: messenger RNA, 4332 nt
Organism: Rotaria socialis
Lineage: Eukaryota; Metazoa; Rotifera; Eurotatoria; Philodinida; Philodinidae
Source: the annotation of a GenBank genome assembly